Molecule: messenger RNA, 2395 nt
Organism: Tripterygium wilfordii
Lineage: Eukaryota; Viridiplantae; Streptophyta; Magnoliopsida; Celastrales; Celastraceae
Product: DEAD-box ATP-dependent RNA helicase 53, mitochondrial-like
Exons: 8
Coding region: 23-1999 (658 amino acids)
Molecular function (GO): ATP binding; nucleic acid binding
Source: RefSeq, a predicted model, not a curated record
UUCUUAAACCCUAUUCAGCCUAAUGGGGUUUACUCCCACCACUGCCGGAACACCAUACACAAUGAUGAGCUUAACGUCAACCUCACUGCCAUUGGCCUCCAAGGGGGCUUUAGCUGCUGCCUCGACCUCCGUCGUGACUCUUCCGCAACACCACUCUGCCUUCGUCUUGUCUGCGUCCGCCGUUGUUGUUCCCGGUAAGAUUGAAGCGUCUUCCGGAUUCUGUUCACUGUCCGGCCCCUUUAGGAGGUGCUUUCAUGUGAAAUCCGGGCCGUUGAGUUUCAGGGCGUCGGCCGCUGUACAGACGGAGUAUGCUUUAGCAGAUUUUAGAUACGUUGAAGAGAAGAGAGGGACUACUGGCGGGGAUGCUGAGGAUGGGAUUGAGAUUGCGAAACUUGAGAUAUCUAGAGAUAUUGUGUCUGCUUUGGCGGGGAGGGGUAUUACCAAAUUGUUUCCUAUUCAGAAAGCUGUGUUGGAACCAGCAAUGCAAGGGCGUGACAUGUUUGGUCGAGCUAGAACAGGAACAGGGAAAACUCUUGCUUUUGGGAUUCCCAUUUUGGAUAAAAUCAUCGAGUUCAAUAAGAAGCACGGAAAAGGAAGAAAUCCUUUGGCCUUAGUUAUGGCACCGACUAGAGAACUUGCGCGACAAGUUGAGAAGGAAUUCCAACAGUCAGCACCUGGUUUGGAUACAAUAUGUGUUUAUGGCGGCACACCCAUAUCAAGCCAAAUAAAGCAGCUCAACUGGGGUGUUGAUAUAGCUGUUGGAACACCUGGUCGUGUCAUUGAUUUGAUGAAGAGAGGUGCUUUAAAUCUCUCAGAGAUUCAGUUUAUUGUUCUUGAUGAAGCUGAUCAAAUGCUUAGCGUGGGAUUUGCCGAAGAUGUUGAUGUAAUCAUGGAGAAGUUGCCGCAUAAACGUCAAACCAUGAUGUUCUCUGCAACAAGGCCUACUUGGAUAAGGGAGCUUGUCAGGAAGCAUAUGAAUAAUCCUAUAACCAUUGAUCUUGUGGGAGAAUCUGAUCAGAAGCUGGCAGAUGGAAUAACCCUUUAUUCAAUUCCUUCAGAUACAUAUGGAAAAGCUUCGAUUAUUUCUCCUCUUAUAACGGAGCAUGCAAAAGGAGGGAAGUGCAUUGUUUUUACUCAAACCAAACGUGACGCUGAUCGUUUGGCAUAUGCUAUGGCAAGGAACUUGAAAUGUGAGGCUUUGCAUGGGGAUAUUUCCCAAAGUCAAAGGGAAAGGACACUCUCAGGCUUCAGGGUUGGACAUUUUAAUGUAUUAGUUGCUACUGAUGUUGCUGCUCGUGGCCUUGAUAUUCCAAAUGUUGAUCUGGUAAUCCAUUACGAGCUGCCAAACUCUUCAGAGACUUUUGUUCAUCGAUCUGGUCGUACAGGCCGUGCAGGGAAGAAAGGAACUGCCAUUUUGAUCUACACACAGGCGCAAACCAGGGCUGUCAAGGUUAUCGAACGUGACAUUGGAUGCAGAUUUACAGCGCUUCCUAAGAUUGCUGUCGAGGGUGGAGCUGGGGACAUGUUCGGUGGCAUGGCUGCUGGUGAUCGAUUUGGCAUGAGAGAGAAUAGAUUUGGAGAUACAGGAUUUGGACGUUCUGGUAGUCGAGGGGAUUAUGGAUCUGGUCGUUCUGGGGGAAGCAGGAGUCCUGGGUUUGGUCGCUCUAAUGGAUCUGGUCGUUUUGGUGGAUCUGGCUCUAGACGUGUUGGUUCUGAUGGUUACCGUUCUGGGACUUUUGAUACUCCUGGUGCCGAUCAUGGUUUUGGGGAGUUUGGUAGAUCAGACCGUUCUAGUGGUUUUGGGGACUUUGGUUCAGGUCGUCCUAGUGGAUUUCGUGGCAAUAAGUCAAGCCGAAGUUCUAGCGGUUUUGGUGAAUUUGGUUCAGGACGUUCUGGUGGAUAUGGUGCUAAUCGAUCAACCCAAAGAAGUCGUGGUUUUGGCACUUAUUCUAGUGAAUUUGGUGGCCGCUCUGCUGACAACAGUUUUGCUGACGAUUAAAUACUCUGAGAAAGCCAUUCUAUCUUCAUAGUUUGUGGUGAGAAGGCAAUGUAUAACUAAUGCCUGGAUAAAAUGAACAAUGAGAAACGAUGAGCCCGUAUAAUACAUCUAGUUUGCUGGAUCGGCUGCAAGCCUGCAAGGCAUGAUGGAUUUCUGCUGCUGGGUGUACUUGAUACCUUAUUGUUGAUGGACAUUUAGGUUAUAUUAUUAUCCAAGAAUAAUUUAUUAAUCUAGCUCAUGUGUGAUGUGUAAAGUUAAGGAAAAUAGUAUGCUGCUUUAACAGUUCUUUCCUUUUAUUUUUGUGUUUUCCCGCUUAAUUUUUUGUUCAUUCAUGAGUACACAAUUUCUAAGUUUUUGUAUUCACCCCAUUCAAUACAAGAAGGAAUCUGUUCGUAA